Bufo bufo (common toad) is the source of this 1008-nucleotide messenger RNA. RefSeq names its product N-terminal Xaa-Pro-Lys N-methyltransferase 1 (gene NTMT1). The transcript is spliced from 4 exons. Lineage: Eukaryota; Metazoa; Chordata; Amphibia; Anura; Bufonidae. The record is from RefSeq and is a predicted model, not a curated record. Gene Ontology annotation, molecular function: N-terminal protein N-methyltransferase activity. Bases 63 to 806 code for a protein of 247 amino acids. Gene Ontology annotation, cellular component: cytoplasm.
CCCUUCCCGUGACGUCACGCCUGCCAGGAGCAACUCCUUCUGGACACGACCCUGUUCUCCACAUGCGCCCUCUGGUCCUGAGCGCCGGCUGGAGGCGAGGUGUCCCGGGGGGAGUCCUUAUUUCCAUCAUGUCGACCGGCCUGGUAGAAGACGAAUCCCAGUUUUACUGUAAAGCAAAGAAAUACUGGAAGAACAUCCCCCCCACGGUGGAUGGGAUGCUGGGAGGGUACGGUCAUAUAUCUAGUAUCGAUAUCAAUGGCUCCAAAAAGUUCCUGCAGAGAUUCCUGCGAGACGGCCCCCAUAACUCCGCCACCGCCACCACGUGCGCUUUGGACUGCGGAGCUGGUAUCGGGCGGAUCACCAAACGCCUCCUGCUGCCGCUCUUCAAAACCGUAGACAUGGUGGACGUCACAGACGAGUUUUUAAGCAAAGCGAAGACUUACCUGGGGGAGGACGGGAAGAGGAUCGGCGAAUACUACUGCUGUGGCUUACAAGACUUUGUCCCUGAGCCCAAUCGCUAUGAUGUCAUCUGGAUCCAGUGGGUGAUAGGACACUUGACCGACAGCCACUUAGUGGAUUUCCUCAAGAGAUGUAAAGCCGGCCUGAGACCCAGCGGCAUAAUCGUCAUCAAAGACAACAUGGCCCAGGAAGGGGUUGUCAUGGACGACGUGGACAGCAGCGUCUGCAGGGACUUGGACCUGGUAUGUCGCCUCAUCAGACAAGCCGGCCUCGCUGUGCUGGCCCAGGAGAGGCAGGAGAACUUUCCCGAGGAAAUCUACCACGUCUACUCCGUCGCCAUGAGAUAACUCCCUCCGCCGACCUGUCCACUGUUCUGCUGUGCCAAAAACUCAGAUCCCGUUAGCAUGCUGCUCUGUCAGUACGCCCGGAGGGGUAACGGACGCUGGGAGUAAAGCAGCCUUCGCCCCAUCUGCAGCGGAGGCCGCCAUUGCCAACUCUCAAGAAAAUUUGCCAAGACUGAAAUGAAAUAAAAUGACGAUUUUCACGCUA